Messenger RNA from Akanthomyces muscarius, 801 nucleotides. RefSeq lists its product as uncharacterized. The record is from RefSeq and is a predicted model, not a curated record. The transcript has 3 exons. NCBI's taxonomy places the organism in Eukaryota, Fungi, Ascomycota, Sordariomycetes, Hypocreales, Cordycipitaceae. The coding region runs from base 1 to 801 and encodes 266 amino acids.
AUGGCUGACACGCUCUCUCUGGCUGGCAAGGUAGCCUUGAUUACCGGUUCCGGCAGGACAGGUGGAAUUGGGGCGGCCAUUGCCAGGACCUUUGCCAAGAACGGAGCCUCUGUGAUCAUUCACUAUGCUUCAAACAGUUCUAAAGAGAGUGCUCUAAAGAUAUCUGCCAGUAUUGAGGCCGACUUCAAGGUCAAGUCCACUGUGGUUUGCGGACGUGUGGACCAGCAGGAGACGGCGCGCGACAUAGUUGCGCAGGCUCUCGCCGAUCUGAAGACGCCGCAUAUUGACAUUUUAAUCAACAAUGCUGGCGGUGCUGGCCACAAGCCCCUGUUGGAGACGACGGCAGACGACUUUACCGGUAUUUUUGGGGCCAAUGUCUUUGGUGCCACAUACUUGACACAGGCAGUUGUCACAGUGGGCAAGAUGCCGAAAGGUGGUCGCAUCAUAAAUGUCGGAACUGCAGCAUCCAGGAUGCAGCUCGACAGCUAUGCGGUUUAUGCCGCCGCGAAGGCAGCCCAGGAUGCUCUGACGUCGGCAUGGGCUGGAGAGCUGGGGUUCACCCACGGCAUUACAGUGAACACGCUGGCACCUGGUGCAUUUGUCACGGACUUGACUCGGGAGCUGUGGAUAAAGGAAGACGGAACGUCGAGCGAGAUGGCUCAGUGCAUCAUUGCCAGGACCAAAGCAGAACCAAGACUGGGUGAGUUGCAGGACAUGGCGGACGCCGCGCUCCUCUUGGUUUCUGAAAAGAGCCGCUGGAUCACGGCACAAUGGAUUGCUGUAUCAGGAGGGACCUACUAG